This is a messenger RNA of Octopus bimaculoides (California two-spot octopus), 904 nucleotides long. RefSeq names its product replication factor C subunit 3. Gene Ontology annotation, biological process: DNA repair; DNA-templated DNA replication. Gene Ontology annotation, molecular function: ATP hydrolysis activity; DNA binding; DNA clamp loader activity. Lineage: Eukaryota; Metazoa; Mollusca; Cephalopoda; Octopoda; Octopodidae. Gene Ontology annotation, cellular component: DNA replication factor C complex; nucleus. The record is from RefSeq and is a predicted model, not a curated record.
ACACCGUCAAAGAAAAAACUAGACAUUAUGACAAUUUCAAGUAAUUAUCACAUAGAGGUAAAUCCCAGUGAUGUUGGUGUACAGGACCGUGUUGUGAUCCAAGAACUUAUCAAGUCAAUUGCUGAGGUCAAUCAGUUAGAUAUCAAUUCUCAACGUGAUUUCAAAGUUGUUAUCCUCACUGAAGUUGACCGUUUAACAAAAGAUGCUCAACACGCUCUCCGAAGAACAAUGGAAAAAUAUAUGGCCACAUGUCGCAUCAUCCUCAUCUGUAAUUCCUCAAGUAAAGUCAUUCCUGCCAUAAAAAGCCGUUGUCUUGGAAUCCGGGUACCAGCACCUACUGUUGAUGAGAUCUGCCAAGUUUUGCAGACAGUAUGCAAGAAAGAAGGCCUCACAUUACCAAUAGAACUUGCCAAAAAAAUAUCAUUGGUCAGUGAGAGAAACAUGAGAAGGGCUCUUCUUAUGUGUGAAGCCUGUAAAGUCCAACAGUAUCCAUUCAGCAUUGAUCAAGAAGUAAUUGAACCAGACUGGAAACUUUAUCUGCAAGAAACAGCUGGAUUGAUAGUACAACAACAGAGUCCACAGAGGCUUUUAGAGAUCCGGGCUCGUCUCUAUGAACUCCUUACUCAUUGUAUACCUCCUGAUAUAAUUAUGAAGGGUCUCCUACAAGAGUUAAUCACUAACUGUGAUGGUCAACUCAAAUCGGAAGUUGUCAAAUCAGCUGCUUAUUAUGAACACCGACUGCAACUUGGACAGAAAGCAAUCUUCCAUCUUGAAGCCUUUGUUGCCAGAUUCAUGGCCAUCUAUAAACGAUUCAUCGAAGAAGGAAUUGCUGAGCUUUUUUAAAUUGUACCCAUUUUUUUUUUCUUUUUUUUUUUGUAAAAAUAAAACUAAAUAGAAUAUACCA